AACUCCAUAAGUCUUGGACUUUGACUAUAACAUUCACCAUCGUCUGUCCCAAUCACUUUUUUACGGUCACAGUAUAGGCUUUUUGGGCUGGGAAAUCUAAUACAACAGUAUAAUGUCGAGAUUUGUGAGGGCAUCCAAGUAUCGGACUUCAGACAUGUCUUCGGACAGCAAGGCAAGAAGGAGUAUGGUAUUGACAAUGUCAAAGUGACCAGCAGUGCUUGGGACACCAACGUGAUCUCCUGCUCUACUCGUUAUGUCAGUAUCAACUGGAGCGCAUCUGGAGGCGGAGCAUUCGCUAUCCUUCCUAUCCCCUCUCCUUUUCAACCACUUCCCCACAACCUUCCCACCAAGUUACCCGAUCUCAUCCCACUUGCGCGCAGCCACACUGCCCCGGUCCUCGACACAGACUGGUCACCAUUCAACGAUUCUGUCGUUGCAUCCGGAGGGGAAGAUGGAAAGGUCAUGAUUUGGAAGGUGGAAUCAUCCGCUUUCGAUAACUGGGGUGGCGAGGGUUGGGAGCCGCAGGAUUUUGAUCCUGUAGCCCGUAUCGAUGUCUCCCCGCGAAGGGUUGGUCAAGUCCUCUUCCAUCCAACUGCCGAACAUGUCCUCGCUACUGCCACUGGCGACCAUGUUGUGAAACUCUGGGAUCUUGGCAACCCCGAACAGCCUCGAUCUGUCCUCGGUGGUCAUGGCGAUUCUAUUCAGAACUUUACAUUCAACCCAUCUGGAACUCUCGUCGUAACGACUUGCAGAGACAGGAAACUCAGACUAUUUGAUCUCCGCGCUGGCGGUGAACCUGUUCGAAUUGCCGAAGGACAUGGUGGUAUCAAGGGCGCCCGAGUCGUUUGGAUGGGUGACAGGGACAACGUUGUCACUACCGGUUUUAGCAGGAUGAGUGAUCGUCAAGUUGGGAUCUGGGAGGCUGGUAGUCUGUCAAACAUUAAGAUGACCACCAUCGACCAGACUUCUGGUGUCUUAAUGCCAUUCUGGAGCGAUAACAAUAUUCUCUUCCUAGCUGGUAAAGGUGAUGGCAAUAUCCGAUACUUCGAAUGGGAGAAUGAGAUAUUGCAUCCUCUGGCGGAAUACAAAUCUUCUGACCCUCAACGUGGAAUGUGCUUCCUCCCUCGUCGUGCGCUCAACGUUUCAGAAUGCGAGAUCGCUCGAGCCUACAAGGUUGCGGCCUCAUCGAUAGAAGCUAUCUCUUUCAUUGUGCCCCGCAAGAGCGAUUCGUUCCAGUCCGACAUCUUCCCCCUUGCACCUUCCGCAGAGCCGGCCCUGACGGCUGGCGAGUUCUUCUCUGGCAAGACUGCCCCUCCCAGGCUUGUCAGCCUUGAAAAUGGUGCUAUUUCAUCAGGUACUCUCCAUUCUUCAACAGCGGCACAUUCAGCACCUACACCUACGAAGACUUCGAGUGCCCCUGCUCCUGCACCCGCUGCCGCACCUGUACCUGAGCCUACGCCUGUUGCUAUCCCAGCUGUUAAGACUAAGUCUGAGCCUACUCCCACUUCCGCGGCACCUCCGCUGAAGACUCCAUCUGGGUUCGGUGAUGACGUUGCUACCGGUGCUCUGAAGGAGGAGAACACACGCCUCACUGCUGAGCUUCGUGAAGCUCGCGAGAAGAUCCGGAACUUGGAGUUGCAGCUUGAGACCUUUAAGGCCAACGCUCGCAAAGCUGCGGCUCUGCUGGAUGCUUGAUGGCAUGGAGCGGAUACUCCUGGAUACUAGAAUGAAGACGUUGCAGUAUUGUAUGUACGGUAGAGACAUAAGGAAGUCAAAUGGAAAUAAUGCUGUUAUACCCCUGCUAUUAGUCGAUAAAACUAUCGUCAUGGGUAGCCCUACUCUC
Molecule: messenger RNA, 1843 nt
Organism: Somion occarium
Lineage: Eukaryota; Fungi; Basidiomycota; Agaricomycetes; Polyporales; Cerrenaceae
Source: the annotation of a GenBank genome assembly